AUUCCCUUAAAUUCCAACAGUACCCAAAAAUUCAAAAAAUAAACAAGGAAAACUGAACACCCAUGUUCAAUUUGUAAAAAUUUCUCAAUCUCAGAGAUGGAUUUUGAUAAUAUGAAAAGGAAGGAACUACAAGCCCUAUGCAAGAAACAUGGAAUUCCUGCAAAUUUAACUAACUUAGAAAUGGUCAACAAACUUUCUUCAAUUAUUAAGGUAAAUGAUGAAAAGCUCUUAACUCAAGGGCGGUCAUGUUUAAAGGUUUUCGAUGAGACUGUGAAUGAUAGAGAGUCUGAUGUUGUAAAUAGGACACUAAAGAAAGUGAAGUUUAGUCCUGAGAAUGAAAUUUUCGAGUUCACAAAAUCGGUUGAAGUGAAAAGUAGAGGGAGGAGGAAGUCAAUGUUGCACAAUAACAGCUUGAGUGUUAGGAGUGAUGGUGUAAAGAUAGGCAUUUUGGGUAGUCCAGUUAGGGUUACGAGGUCGCGGGGUAUGAAUUUGGAAGAUGGUGUUAGUGAGAAAAAGGGAAGGACGAGGCGUACAAAAGAUAGCGUACUUUUAGUGAAUGAGAGUGAGGAUGAAGUUGGAAUGACCAAGAGACGAUCUUUGAGGAACAAAGAAGUAGUAUCAGUACAAGAAAGAAGGGAGGAAAAUGAGGGUGUGAAUGAAGGUUUAAGGAUGAGUAGAAGAGUAAAAGGUGAGAAAAUUGCUAACGAGAGUGCAGAAGAAUUGGAUAAAAGUACUAGUGAAAAAGAAAUUGAUCCAGAGAAGAGGGACAAGAAAGUGACAUUCGCUAGUGAUGAUCAGAUAAUGGAGUGCAUGAAAGCUGAAACGAAAGCCAAGGAGAUGAAAAGAGGAGGGAGAAGGAAAUCGAUUGCUCAUACUCAGACCUCGCAUGUCCAAAAUGAGGUUGUUGCUAAAGUAAGGGAUGAGGUUUUGGAGAAGCCAGCAGAACGGAUAACAAGGUCUCGGAACUUGAAAUCAGUUGAGGAUUAUGUGGGUAUCAAAAGGAACCGAACGAGGGGUAAGGAAGUUAUUGAGAGAAAUGAAAAACUGCUUUGUACAGAAUUUGUUGAAUCUUCAGUUGAAGCUGCCAACAAUGAAGUUAAAGUAACCACCAGAAGGUCUCAGCAGAAUAAUGUGGUGGAGGAGGCAUCCCAAACGGCUUUGAAGAGGUCAAAAAGGCAAGCUACUAAGGCGGAGGGUGCAAGAUUCACAGUUGAAGCUGCCAAUGAUGAAGUUAAAGCAACCACAAGGUCUCAGCAGAAUAUGGUGGUGGAGGAGGCACCUCAAACGGCUUUGACGAGGUCAAAAAGGCUAGCUAGUAAGGCAGAGGGUGCAAGGUUGACUGAUGAUAUUUCUAAAGAUAAGAUGGUUACUAGGGACAGGACUAGAAAUCAUUCUAACUUGGCUGUAGAAGCUUCGACAUCAGACGUGGUUCCUCAACUUGAUAAACAGGUAGAAGUUCCUCUUAGAAGAAGUGAUAGGCGCGAAUCUGUUUUUCCUUUGGAGAAAUUGAGUAGUGAUGAGGCUGUGGCUGUAAAGGAGAAAAGAAACUUAAACGUUAAUGAUGACGAGAUGGCGAAUAAAGGUAAAAAAGACGAACCCCUGAGGGCAUUGAAGCGGUCAAAAAGGCUUGCUACACAAGUGGAAGAUUCAGUAUUGGCGAAAGAUGAUAUUGCUGAAAAUAAAGUGGUUGAUAGAGGCAUGACAACAAGAAACCAAUCUAACUUGAAAAGAAACGUUUCUUCAGUGGAGACUCGGUGUAAAAUGGACAGGCCAACUGAAUCUCAAGGGACUGUUGAAGUGGUUAUCACACUUGAAGAACCGGGAGAAGCUCCUGUCAAAAGAAGUAAUAGGCACAAAUCUGUUGUUCCUUCUUUGGAGAAAUUAAGAACUGAUGAAGUUGCAGCCGCAAAGGAGAAAAGAAAUUUAGAUGCUAAUGAUGACAAGGUAAGGGGUAAAAGCACAAAAGAAGAACCCCAGAAGGCAUUAAAGAGAUCAAAAGGGCUUGCUCAACAAGUCGAAGAUUCUGUACCGGCUAAAGAUGAUAUUGCUGAAAAUAAAGUAGAAGAGAGGAGACGCUCUGGAAGGAAUGCUGCUAAAGACAAUGUAGACACCAAGAUAUUGGACGGUUCAGUGCAAGAAGAAAUUGUAGUGGUAAAAGAAGAGAGGAGACGUUCUGAAAGGAGUGCUUCUAAAGCCUAUGCAGACACCAAGAUAUUGGACAGUUCAGUGCAAGAAGAAAUUGCUGUGGUAAACGAAGAGAAGAGACGUUCCGAAAGGAGUGCUGCUAAAGCCAAUGUAGUCACCAAGAUAUUGAGCAGUUCAGUGCAAGAAGAGAGGAGACGUUCUGAAAGGAGUGCUGCUAGUCUCACUCUUGUAACAGUUUCAGAUGAAAAGAAGGAAAGUGGUGAGAAUAAACUGAUAAAGAGAAACUGCACCGCUGUUCCAGAAAAAAGUUCUACCAAGAACAAGUUCGCCCUGCAAGAUUUAGAUUCUCUGAAACAGUCCACAAGUAGAGCAAAAACAAAUGUGGAGGCGGCAGCAGUUGUUGAAAAGACUAGUACUGCUGGAAAGAAGCAGCAGGGUCGACAAAAAAGAUCAAAUGUGGAAGUAGAAGCUCCUACAUCUGAGGACAUGGAAAUAGUCAGAGAGUCAGACAGUAAAGACUGUGAUAUCUCAGGGUCAGAAGGUGCUACGAGCUUCUCAAAAUCAGGACUGAAUGAGCUUGAAGCUGUUAAAAAUGAUGUCAAUAUAGUUCUCGCUGGAAGCAAGGAUGAAGCAGUUGCUGACUCGAGCACACUAGCUGAAAAUUUGAAGGAGAAAGGACCACUUGUAGAUGCAAAUGCUUCUCCGCCUGAAAAUAACUCCACAUGUAAAUGCCCUCCAUUCAGUGAUCCAUUCAGCUCCAACGCUAGACCCGAUGAGAACGUAGUUGAGGAACUUUUGCAGUCUGACCAUGAAGCGCCUGCAAGCCUAUGUCCUAGUUCUGUUUUGGCUGAUGAUGCAAUUCCAAAUGACAUAACUUCUGACAAACAGGAGCAUGGUGCGAUUGCUGCAGAUGAUGCAGAAGAAUUUGAUAUUGAAUUAUCUAAUGAAGUUAUUGAUAACUCUUCACUACACCAUAGUGAUAAAAUGGAAGAGAACCUUGAGUCUGGCCUUAAAGAACAAUCAGAAACUGGAUGUAUUGUUGAUGAAGGAGUAACUUAUGGUGAGCAGGAGCCUGCACGCAAUUUGGCUGAUGAUGCAGUUCCAAAUGAUUUAACUCUUGACAAAAAGGAGCUUGGUGCAACUGCAGCGGAUAAUGCAGAUGAAUUUGACACAGGAUUAUCUAAUGAAGUUCUUGAUAACUAUUCACUAAAUCAGAGUGAUAAUAUGAAGGACAACCUUGAGUCUGGUUUCAAAAAACAAUCAGAGACUGGAUUUAUUGUUACUGAAGGAGUAACUUCUGGUGAACAGGACCUAACUGUAACGGACUAUGCCAGGGAGUUUGAUGCGGGGUUGUCUAGUAGUGUCUCAUUGGACAGUGUAGGUGCUUUCAAUCUGAGCAAUGAGAUGGGAGUAAAAAAUUCUGAAUCUGGUCCUCCCAUGGAAAAAGCAGAAGCUGGAUGUAUUGCUAAAUGUGAUGGAGAUGCACCUACCUUCACAACUCAAGGUGAAUUACAUGCAGAAGGAUUUGCAAACUUGGAGGAGACUACUAAGGAAUUCUCGUCAAUAUCUCAACCUGAUGAUGAUGCAGCAGGCCUUUCUAGUGCCUUCACUUUUGAGAAAUCUUGUGAUCAUGGAAAGCAAUCAACGUUCAGGCCCAGGAACUGUCUUGAUUGUAGUAUCCAAACUUCUUCGGAGCUAGCUAAAUAUAAUGAAGGUGAGUACUUGGAUGAUCAGGAAAACGAACCUGAUGAAGGUGUGAGAUCCAUAGAGUUUGAGGCUACUGAAGGACAAGAAGAGAUUAUAGAUGAUGAGCAGCUCAGAAACAGCAAUGACAAUGAAGGCGGGUACUUGGAAGAUCAGGAAAAUGGACCUGAUGAGGGUGUGAGAUCCAUAGAGUUCGAGGCUACUGAAGGACAAGAAGACAUUAUAGAUGAUGAGCAGCUCAGAAACAGCAAUGAUAACGGAGACGGGUACUUGGAAGAUCAGUAUAAUGAACCUGAUCAAGGUAUGCAGCAGCAGCUUGGACACAACAAUGACAGUGAAGGCUCAGUUGAGGCGGCUGCUUCCGAGAAAACCGUCUCAAGUCCCAUAAAAGCAGUUCUAGAUUUUCAAGUUGCAGAACCUGCUGUUCUUGGUGAUGACAUCGCAUUAGUGGACAGUGAUGAAGAGAAGCAAGGUGAAGAACUUAAAGUUUUGUUUGCCACUCCUUGUGAUGUUUCACAUUCUAAAGAAGAAUCAAAAGCUUCUUUGGAAGGUGAUUCAAGGUUGAAAGAAAAUAAAGUUACUUUGGAUAAAGAGGUCAAAAAUAAAGAAUUUGAUGAGAAUCUCAACAGAAGGGGGCAAGCUUCCGUCAGUGGUAAUGAUAACUUAAGUCUUCAAAGUUCUGUCCGUGAUUGUGAUGAACAUGGCCAAGGAGAAAUUUUGAAAAGUUUGUUUGCCACACCAUUUGGUGGUAGAAGCAGCAAGGUAGAAAUAGCAACUUCUAUCGAGUUGAAUGAGACAAGCAGUCAAUACAAGCACAGUUGCCAUGCUAAUGAGAACACUUUUCCCUCUGCUGGCAAUGGCUUGUCACAAUCUACAACUCCUUUAAAGGACACAUCUAAAGACGAAGAAGCCGGAGAAGAGCUAAAAAGUUUGUUUGCUACGCCUUUAUUUGUUUCACGAUCUAUUGGAGGCGAACCUUACCAUUUUCGAAGUCAAUUGAGUGGAGAAGCAAUGAUCUUGGGAGAAGGACUUGGCUCCAGUGGAAAAAGAAAUCCGAGUGAACCUGUCGGUGGAUUGUUCGCGGAUGAGCAAGAGAUGUCCAUUGUAACAGGGGAACACCUAAAUAAUCUAUCUGCCUCACCAAUCUCUGUGAAAAGCACUAAUGAAGAGACUACUUCUACCAAAGGAAAGUAUAGUCAGAGUCAUGAAAUGGAAACUUUUAGUUGCAGUGGAUUAGAAAGAAAUGUUGGUGAAUGUGAAGAUGGACCUGCUGGAGUCAACCAAGCUCCAGUAAUCUCACAUGUUGCUGCUUUCAACUAUGGUGAUGAAAGUGAACAAGAAGAUCAACUGAAAAUGCUGUUUACUUUACCCAUCAAUACCCAGACUCUGAAUCAAAUGGAUGGAACAUCAAGCAAGACAGAAGAGCUUUCUGCUCAAGGGCUCUCCCAUCACACAGGUUUAUCAGUUGCAAAUCCAAGUGUUGUGGAUCUGUCAGAGUCUGACAGCAUGGAUUCUAAACAAUCGGAAGACAAUAUUACAGUUGAGAACAUCAAAGAAACUCCUGAGUGUAUUAAAGGAUCCAGUUCUCUUGAAGAAGAGAACAACGAAGGUCAGGGUAAUAUGCUGUCUGCAACAUCAGCUAAAAGCACGACUCCAUUGCGGAAAGAUGAGCUUUCUUCUCAAGAACCUAAGACAGCAGAUGUUGCAAUGUCGGGAGAAAUGGUUAGAGACCAAGAGAUGAAUACAAGACCUGAGAGCUGGGUUCAGGAAAUUGUUGACGGAGAGGAACACGGAACUGAUGAAACAGUGGCUGACAGGGAUUUGUUGCUAAGAGAUACCUCUAAAGCUCUGGAAGAAGACGUCGAUGUUGAAAUUGUAAACCAAAAUUCAGAGCCUACAUUCCACGAUGCUGAGUUUUCUGAACAGCAAUUGCUGGAGAUUAAUAAGAGCAGUCCUGAGUCCAUCAAACCAUCUGAUGAUGUCUACGAUGAAGAGAAUACUGAAGAUCACUUGAAACUGCUGUUUGCUACACCAAUCAAAGGAACAAGCACGUCCAGAUUGAGUGAAGCUUCUACUUGUCAAUUGAAGACAACAACGAUUGCAAUUGCUUCUGAAAUGGUUGGUAAGGAGCCUAAGUGCAAAGGGUUUGAAUUUUCUGGAGAGCCACUACCUGUGGAGAUCAUUGAUGGAAGUUGUGAGAGUAGGAAAGGAUCUUGCUUACUCAAGGAGAAUGAAGAACAGUUCAAACGAGGGCCUUUGUUUGCUACACCAUCAAAAAGCGCAAGUCCACUUCAAUUGGAGGAAAGUCUUAGUUGCCAAUUGGAUACAGCAGAAUUUGCUCUCUCGACUAAAGGCAUUGAUAGCAAUGCUGGGAACAAAAGUCAAGGCUGUCCUUUGGGAACCAUGGAAGCAAAAGAAAGUUGUGAACCUUCUAAAGACAGUGAAGCAUUGGAGCACAUUAAAAGUUCUCUUCAGGAGCCCGAAAUUGAGGAAGCAGUGGCUGGCAAGGAUUUGUUGCUAAUAUAUACCUCUGAAUAUCUGGAAGAGAAUAUUUACUCUGAAAUUGCAAACAAAAACACUUCGGCUGUUAUUUCAGAGCCUGCAUGCGACGAACUUGAAUUUUCUGAACAGCAAAUGGUGCUGGAGACCCAUAAGAGCAGUCCUGAGUCAAUCAAACAGUCUGAUGCUGUCAAUGAAGAGAAUAGUGAAGAUCACUUGAAACUGCUGUUUGCCACACCAAACAAAGAUACAAGUCCUUCCGGUCCUGAGUCCAUCCAACCAUAUGAUGCCAUCAAUGAAGAGAAUAGUGAAGAUCACUUGAAGCUGCUGUUUGCUACCCCAAUCAAAGGAACAAGUCCUUCCAAAUUGGAUGAAGAUUCUACUUGUCAAUUGAAGACAGCAAUGAUUGCAACUGCAUCUGAAAUGGUUGGUAAGGAGCCUAAGCGCAAAGGGUCUGAAUUCUCCGGAGAGCCACUAACUGUAGAGAUUAUUUCUGGAGGUUCUAGUAGCACUAAAGGAUCUUGCUUGUUCAAGGAGAAUGAACAAUUUAAAGAGGGGCCUCUGUUUGCUACACCAUCAAAAGGUACAAGUCCACUGCAAUUGGAGGAAAGUCCUUGUUGUGAGGAAGAUAUUUUUAAGGAUAUGGAUGGUGGUAAGUUCCUUAGCUCUCAGGAACAAAGUUUUGCGCAGUAUGAAGAUCGUCAACUUCUUAAUGAAAUGAUAGAUGAUACUGGUGAAGCUACACUCAAAUGGUUUCAAACAAACGAUGGCAGUGUUCCCAGAGAGACAGAGCUGGAGACGCAAAAAGAAAAUGAUUCUGUCCUUCAGUUCGAGUCCUUGCAUGAGAAAGGUGAAGUCACAGAAGAUGAUGCUCUUGCUGAGGGCCAGGCACACGAUCAUCAAAUGACAUCUCAGGAAUCUCCAGAAGACGAAGUAGCAAAAGGUGGUUCUGUUACUGAUGCAGUUUGCCAACAACCAAACAUGCUUUUGAGUGACAUUGAAACUGAGAACAUAACUCAGGAGAGCAUAACGAAGACCGAUGGCACUUCUAUUAGUGCUGAAAGUGGAAUUCUUGAUUUUGAUGCUGAAUCCACUACAUUAAGAAGUCAGGAAAAGAUUCUCAUCACUUUAGAGGAGACUAGGGGAGAUGAAGAACAAAACCUAGAAGUGAGAAAUACCAGUAAUUCUUUCCAAUACAACAUUCCGAAUAAUGAUGAAGAUGCAAAAGAAAUCUCAAUAGUUUUGCCUGCUGAUAAGCAGUUCCACUUUCCAGAACAUAACGUGAUAGAAAAUGUUGCAAGCACCAGGGAGUUAGCUGCUUCAACAAAUGAAUGUCAAUAUGUUUUUAAGGAAGUUGAUCUUGCUGCUCAGAGGGACAGUCUUACUGUUUUUGAAUCAAAUGAGAGCACGUCUAUGAAUGUUAACGAUUCAGUUCUCACCACACAAAUGGACCUGCCUGGAAUAUUCGCAGGAGGGAGUGGCAAAAAUUCCCAUUCUGCAUUAUCUGAAGAGCCUCAGAGGGAAAGUGAUCAGGGGAAGUCUUGCGAGGCUAAUCAACAGGACGAGUAUUCUUUUGAUAAAAAGGAGCAUGAAAUAACAGAAUCUGUGGUAUCACCCUCUUAUAAAUCUCGUGGAAACAUUAACUUUAUUGAGGAAGGCUUUGCUGGUGAAGAUACCUUGAUGUCUGAGAAAAAGAAUUCCUUGGCUGAAAAGAAAGGACCAUUUAUCCCAGCAGGUGUAGCUAAAACUUCUUUGGCCGAGCACUUGAAUUCCACUGUUAAAAAGAAGAAUGUCAGAACCAUUCUGAUACAUGGAACCCCAAACAAACAAUCCCAGAAAGCUGACAUGAAAGAAAAUGAUCCAAAUGUGAAGGGAAAUAUUGGUACCUUAACAGCAUUAAGAUCAGAAAAGAGGCGUGCUCUGCAAAUCCUACCAUGGAAAUAGAAGAAACAUUUCUGUUAAUUUUUCUUCUUCUUUCGUUUGUCUUUUAUUUGAUGGCUAAGCAUAUCUCAUGGCCUAUAUUACUGUUACAUGAGAUAAAAUCAGCAACUUUCGUUUUUUGCUUUUGUUUUGUUUGUGCUUGAAGGUGGUGAGAACUAAACGAUUGUAAUUAUAUCAUGUUUAUGUUAUUUCA
Molecule: messenger RNA, 8482 nt
Organism: Nicotiana tabacum (common tobacco)
Lineage: Eukaryota; Viridiplantae; Streptophyta; Magnoliopsida; Solanales; Solanaceae
Source: RefSeq, a predicted model, not a curated record